This is a messenger RNA of Podospora anserina S mat+, 693 nucleotides long. RefSeq lists its product as uncharacterized. NCBI's taxonomy places the organism in Eukaryota, Fungi, Ascomycota, Sordariomycetes, Sordariales, Podosporaceae. The transcript has a single exon. The record is from RefSeq and is a predicted model, not a curated record. Bases 1 to 693 code for a protein of 230 amino acids.
AUGUAUGACCAGAUAAUCCCGUUAACAAAAAAAAAUAUGCCACCUCCACAUCUUGAAUACCAACCCAUCGAUCACUCGAUCACCCAAAUCCGCGUCUUGACGAUCCACCCAGGCUCGUCCGACGAUCCAAUCUUAUGCUCCCUCACCCGCCACAGCCUGCAACAUGAAAACGACUACGAAGCCCUCUCCUACACUUGGGGGGAUCCAGCCCGCAAUUACUUGAUUUCCAUCGGCGCGGCCUCUCUGCCCGUCACCAAGUCAGCUCAUGAUGCUCUUCGCCACCUCAGACUCAAAGAUCGGGACCGCCGGAUCUGGAUCGACGCCAUCUGCAUCAACCAAGACGACAAUACAGAGAGGAAUCACCAGGUCGAGUACAUGGGACAAAUUUUUAAGGGCGCAUCCCGUGUUCUUGCAUGGCUGGGCCCAGCUGGUCCUGGGACUGACGAGGCCUUUGAGCUCAUUAGAGCUGUUUCUGCGAGGUCCCCCAUGAAGCCGGCUCUGGACGUGUGGCGCGCCAUUGAGCCUUUGACAGCCCUGAUGAACCGGCCUUUUUGGAGCAGAACAUGGAUUCUACAGGAGGUCAUUUGCCCAAAAAAGCGCCUCUUAUCGGAUGUGGGAACCAGUGGGAAGACUGGGAGACAUGGGCUGCUGCCAGCCCUCUGGCUAUGGGGGAGGAGCUUGAAGACGUCUUGA